GCAGCUCACCCCGUCUUCCUGAGGCUCCACAUACAGCUCAUCACCGAUCCUGGACAGAGAGUGGAUGGCUUUGGCCAGCACUGGACGUUUGAGGAACACUGCCGUGCACCAUCUCUCCUCCCAUCAACGUUGAUGUAAAUGGCCGUUGCUGAAGAGGUGUGACUAAAACAACAUUUGGGCACUGAAACCACGUAAGAGAGAGACACGACGCGACGAGACGACAGUCAGCAAUAGUUUAGUUUCUGCCUCAACUUUGUGCUAAAACAACACAAAAAGAGAGAAACUGCUGCUGAAACUUUUGUGGAUUAUGGAGGAGUGUGAAGAAACCAUGUGAAGAAACAACCUGCCCGGAGAGGAAGAAGAAUUUCUAUCCUCGCUGAGGAAGUUAAAUUAUAAGAGAUGGACCUGUCUAAAUAUUUGCAUUGAAAAACUGUUAAGAAGAUAAUGGAGAAAGACUGGAAUAUGAAAACAGAGGGACACAACCAUCAUCGCAGUCUUAAAGGGUGACGUGAUUCACACACAGCUAUUUUCUCCUGUCAUGGUCUCCAGUCUCUGUUUCAACACAAAACACAAACCUGUGUGCAAUCCAUCCCUGUUCAGUGGACUACAUUGUUAUGUUUACACACUUAUUGUUGUGAUGCUUUUCGGUGACUUCUGGAUUUGACACACAACAGUUCUGUUCCUCGAUGUCUCGGUCAAAUGAUCAAAAAGACACUCAGGCCUUGCUGCAGUCUAUGCUGCAGAGACUGAAGCUCCAGCCGGGAAGAGAGGGCCAGGCGUACCUGCACACACCUGUACCCGCCUCAGCUGCUCCCACACGGGGGCAAGAUGGAGAGAGAGGAGCCUCGAGCCUCCAAAAGGGAAACAACACUCCUGUAAAUGGCUUUGGUUCUAAUGGUAUCACCUCAAAAGAGUUCGGGAUCUCUGCUGCGGACGGGAACUUUGGCCUCAAAGGCGAGGAGGUACAGCGACCAGGUCAUGGCUGUGAAGUGGACGGGGGUGUUGUCUUCCCCUCCCAGAAAGACAACAUUGAUGGUCACACAGGACAGGCCACUCAGCCUGUGAUCACCUCAACAGGAACAUCGCAGCUGUCUCCUGAUAAAGCACUUAAAGACGCUAAUGUCACUUCCUCUGUGAGGAGUGACGGGGAGAGGGUGAAUUUUGGCAACUUUGCAAUGACAAGGAACAUUACUAGUGAUAAAGAUGUUGUCACAAGCACGGGACAGAAUCACGACCAGAGUUUUACUCCCAAAGUCUACUCGUGGUCCUUGAAGCCCACAAACACGGGGUCAAGUCAAGAGGUGUUGCAUAUGGGAAAUGGAGGAUUUGGAACUUUGGCACAAAGUAAAGACAUGCAGAUUGUCCCGACAAACAACAGCUUUAGAAGAAAACAGCGAUCGUCUGAGAAUAAAACGAGAAGAUGGACUCAAAAGAUCAAGGAGAGAUGGAGGGACAGGCCGGGGAGCUUUGGCAAGAAGGGGAAAGAAGGAGGGGGAGCGGACCAAAAGAGUGUAGGAACUGAAAUUUCAUCUCAAAACCAGCUAUCGACCGCAGAAACUUUCAUCACAUCAAAUAAGGAGGAAGAAAGGACACUCGCCUCACAGGACAUCACAGAUCCCAGUAACACCCCUCACACAGAGGACGCCACUAACGAUGGAUAUAUGAGAUCUAUCGGUGACUUUGAGUUCGGCCUGGGCUCCUUUAGCUUGCUUGACGAGAUCGUCACGGGUCAGAAGUGGGCCAAGUUCCUUAACCCCAACCUAACAGUCGCCUCAGCCAAUCAGGGACCAUCAGAACUCAAAAUCCCACCACAUCCUCAUGAUGGUGGUCAGUUAUCUCUGAUUUUGAACCAACAUGAAGGUGUGAACAGGCAUUGGAGCUUCAGGGGAACUGAGGAGGCAUCACCAACUUCAGAUUUCAGCAUGGCACAAAUGUCACCUGAUGCUUUUCAACCUGUCAGCAUGGACGUUAUGGAGGGAAAACCAGCUGUGGAGCAGGGUGAGGCUGAUCACUCAGAGCCAAUGGAGCAUGGACAUCUCCGCAGACCUCCUUCAUCUCUACAGCCUGCGGAUAUUCUGAACAAGUCAGCGCUGAGGAGCAGAGUCAGCCUCAGCAGGAAGAGACAGCAUCAGUCAGCCGACAAUAGAGAGGAGAGGCUUCAAACACAGAAAAUACAGGAUGAGAAAGACACACGCCAAGAGGGGUCCGAAUCUCCAAUGAGCCCAACAAGCAACCACGUGAUGGAGGAAACAGGAGAGUCACAACCUGAUAACCUGAAGCCUGUAUACAUCCUAAAGUCUCCUCCUCCUCCUCCUCUCUCUCCAUCUGUUCCUUUUGCUCCUGCACCCCGAGGAGUCCUCAAACACUCCAUAUCCCAUGAUUCACAGUGCUCAAUGGAGACAGAGACAAAAAGGAGGCGAGUCGAGGAGAACAGGCGGGUUCACUUUUCAGAGGCGGUGGUGACCAUCGAGCCUCCAGAGCUGGAUCUGGAUGCUACAGACUCGGAGGAGGAUUCAGGAGCAGAUGAGGACUCUGUGUUGGAGCAGGACAGUGAGGAGGAGCGGGCAGCGAUAGAGGAGGUGGCAGCACCGGCACGCCGGGCCGCUCUCCCAGCCUGGAUACUGGCUCUGAAGAGGAGGAACACAGGGAGGAAGCACAGAUAGGGACUGUAAAACUGCCAGAACUGCAGUCUCACUGACUUGUGUGUCUUAAAAUGAGCUCUUUCUGGACACUUAAAGCACCUCUGAGUGAUGUCCCGCUCCACACCACCACCGUUCAAAAUGAAAGCUGAUGACAGUAUUUAAAGCCUUUGCAUCUGCAGCCAGAAUUUCUCUUUCAGUCUUGAUUAUCAUUUUAGCUGCACAAGUAGAUUUAGUUGAUGGAGUAAAUAUUAUUCAAACAGCUUUUACAGCUUUUAUCAGAGAUGUUGUCAUCCUCCCUCUCACACUGACCAGCAGCAGACUGUCUCUGGGUAAUGGCUCCCCGACCGGCCAUCCUGGAAAUUAACCCCAGAGGAGGAAAGAGAGUUGGAGUUAAAGCAGUGGCUGCAGGCUGUCCGUGGUUUCUGAUGGUCUGCUGCUCUCUGAUCAGCUCUUGAAAUAUUGAAACCUUAUUUUGAAGCCAUUUCGUUCUCUCAUGUCUGUAUGCGAGUGUAUGUUUGAUCCAGAGUCUUCGCCGGCUGCUCGUCUGACACAUAAAUGCCUGUAAAAGCUUCACUGUGUCAUUUUUACACUUCAGUUUUUGUAUGCAUUAAACAAAUUAGAUGAUA
Messenger RNA from Plectropomus leopardus (leopard coralgrouper), 3268 nucleotides. RefSeq lists its product as uncharacterized. The record is from RefSeq and is a predicted model, not a curated record. Lineage: Eukaryota; Metazoa; Chordata; Actinopteri; Perciformes; Serranidae.